Drosophila ananassae is the source of this 2948-nucleotide messenger RNA. RefSeq names its product solute carrier family 26 member 6 (gene Prestin). NCBI's taxonomy places the organism in Eukaryota, Metazoa, Arthropoda, Insecta, Diptera, Drosophilidae. Gene Ontology annotation, molecular function: sulfate transmembrane transporter activity; bicarbonate transmembrane transporter activity; chloride transmembrane transporter activity. Gene Ontology annotation, biological process: transmembrane transport. Gene Ontology annotation, cellular component: membrane. Bases 62 to 2554 code for a protein of 830 amino acids. The transcript has 6 exons. The record is from RefSeq and is a predicted model, not a curated record.
AGAAGUCGCUGCCAGAGUCCGGGUCAAGUGCGUCCGCUGAAGCCACAGCCAAUCAAUCAACAUGAUUGAAAAGCCCAAACACCAUUUCAAAUCCUUGCCAAAAGGCACUUGGAAGCGUUUAAAAGACUUACAAAGGCGUCGUCGUUUCCCGGUAGAGGACAUCGUCCAGGACUCACUUGUUGACCACGAAGCUGGCACUUUGCUAUUGCCAAUUGUACAUAGAUCCGAAAAUAGAUCCCAUACUGGAGCCAUACCCAAGAAGCCCAAAGACGCCGAUCAGGAUCAAAGUUGCCGGAUUACAGAGCUUAGAUUUAGGCAGUUCCAUCGCGAUAUCCGCACCCAUCCCUUCACAGACACCAAUGUGGAACGAGGCAGGAAGCAACAGGACACAGAAGUAGAGGAAGAUAUAGACAAUAUGCCUAGUGAUAAAGAUAAUCAAGAAACCAAACCCCUAAACAAUAACAACUCUAAUGGAAGUGGAGGCAGUGCAUCGAGUAAGCCCAAAAUCCAGCCAAAGUACAGCAUCCACCGGGAUGUCCUCACCCACGAGGUGGUGAUUAAACAGACCGGUUAUGCGGCGAGGGACAAGAGCAUCCCCUCCUCCCUGCGCAGCUGCUGGCAGAGCUGGAGCUUCUUUUCGCUCUUCACGGGAAUAAUCCCCAUCCUGCAAUGGCUUCCACAGUAUUCGCCCCGCAGAGAUCUGGCCGGAGAUAUUAUAGCCGGAUUUACGGUGGCCAUCAUGAAUAUACCCCACGGCAUGGCCUACGGUCUGUUGGCGGGAGUUUCGGCCGGAAAUGGCCUCUACAUGGCUGUGUUUCCGGUCUUGGUAUACAUGUUCCUCGGCACCUCCAAGCACAUCUCCAUCGGCACCUUCGCGGUGGCGAGUAUGAUGACCCUGAAAGUGGUGGAGACGUACGCCACUGUGGAUGAGAGGUUUGGGCCUCCUUCGGUGGUCAAUGGAACAUCCCUGCUAUUGGCCAAUGCCACAGCUGGACCACCAGUGGAUCAAAUCACGCACCUGGAGGUGGUUACUUCUCUGGCCCUGACUGUGGGAAUAGUUAAUCUCCUCAUGGCAUUCCUGCGCCUGGGAACUUUGGCCUCCCUGCUAAGUGAUCCUUUGGUGAAUGGCUUCACGACGGCUGCCGCCUGUCACGUGGUCACCGCCCAACUGAAGGAUGUCCUGGGCAUCCCCGUGAAUCGAUAUAUCGGAGCCUUUAAAAUCAUUUACACUGUGAUUGAUGUCAUCAAGGGAGUGCCCAACACCAACCUGGUCAACUUCGGCUUUUGUGUGGCGGUUAUUGUCUUCAUGACAAUUUGCAAUGAGUGCCUGAAACCAUGCCUGAGCAAAAAGUGCCGCUUCCCUCUGCCCGCCGAGCUGAUUAUGGUCAUUGGUGGCACCUUGAUAUCCAAGUGGUUCAACCUGAAUCAGGAGUACCAGGUGAAUCUGGUGGGGAAUAUUCCCAGUGGUCUGCCGGAGCCAGUGCUGCCGCGCCUGGACUUGGUGCCCAAGGUGGCAGUGGAUUCGAUUGCCAUCGCCAUUGUCACCUAUUCCAUAAUCAUGUCCAUGGGUCUGACAUUCGCCAAGAAGCACGGCUACGAGGUGAGGGCCAAUCAGGAGCUCUUCGCCAUGGGCAUUGGCAACAUGGUGGGUGGUUGCUUCUCCUGCAUUCCCAUGGCCUGCUCUCUGUCGAGAUCUGUGAUUCAGGAUCAGACGGGUGGUGUCUCCCAGAUAGCUUCGUUGGUUUCUGCCUCACUGGUGGUGAUCACUCUCAUGUGGAUUGGACCCUUCUUCAGCAGUUUGCCAAGGUGCGUUCUGGCUGGAGUCAUCAUCGUGGCCCUGAAACCCAUGUUCAUGCAGGCCAGGGAACUGAAAAAGUUCUCCAAACAGGGCAAGCUGGAGAUGUUUACCUGGAUAUCCACUUUCAUGUGUGUGGUUCUCAUCGACAUUGACAUUGGCCUCCUCAUUGGCAUCUGCAUUUCCCUCCUGGCCCUGUACAUCAAGGGCCUGAAGCCGUACUCCUGUUUGCUGGGCUAUAUGCCAGAGUCUCCUGGAAUCUACUUGGACCUCAACCAGCACCGGAAUGCCAUGCAGGUGCCUGAGACGAGGAUUUUCCGGUACAGCGGAUCCCUGAACUUUGCCACAAGUCUGUUCUUCCGAAGGGCCCUCUACGAGGCCGUGGGUCUGGACAAGAUGCCUCCAAAGAAAGCCAGUAGCAGCGCCAGCAAUAGCAACAGUCCCAGUAGGGCCAGUAAAUCGAGCUACUCCCCAGUCUCCCAAAACGGCGGAAAGGUCAUCGACGUGACGGAUUCUUCCUUCAAGAUGCUCAUCCUGGACUUUUCCACGCUGGGACACAUCGAUGUGGCCGGUUGCCGCACUCUGACCGAUGUGAGCAAAGAGUUGAAGGCUCGAGGAGCCCGUUUGCUCCUGGCCAGUCCUGUGGAUCGGGUGUACGACACCCUGGUACAUAGUAUGGCCCUCAGUGAAGGACCCUUUGAGAUCUUUCCCACGCUGCACGAUUGCGUGGAGUACGCCAAUGCCUGUCGAACGGCGUGAGAGGAGGAGGUCCUUGCUGGCAAGGCGAACGCAGUUUUGUGAUAUGUCCAAGUGAUAGCUUGUGAAUCGUAGCACCAAAACCCCUUCCUAGAUGCUAAGUCCUAUUUUUAAACUGAAUAGAAACAAAAGUUGCCGUCUACAAUCAAGCAGAUUAGACUAAGUUCGUUUAAGUGCCUCCGAAACGAUGAUUUUUGUACUUAAAAAGAAACUAUAUAUAAUACUAUAUAUACAGCCCACCAUAGUGAAGGCAAGCGAAGAACUUGAAGCGAUCGAUGAAGUGAUCAUUGGUCGAGUGCAAUUUACCAAAAUGAACAAUGUAAACCACACACAAUUAGUUUAUAGUCAAGAUGUAUGAAAUUGUACAUAAAUAUUAAAAUGAAAUUGUUAAAAAAAA